Vicia villosa (hairy vetch) is the source of this 1308-nucleotide messenger RNA. RefSeq lists its product as uncharacterized. The coding region runs from base 1 to 1308 and encodes 435 amino acids. Lineage: Eukaryota; Viridiplantae; Streptophyta; Magnoliopsida; Fabales; Fabaceae. The record is from RefSeq and is a predicted model, not a curated record. The transcript has 3 exons.
AUGACACGAGGGAAUUCAGAGAUUGGUAUCAGGGUGUGGAACUCAAUUUCUGGGUUGGGUGUUGUCAGUUCUAAGAAGAACUCUGAUGUUGUUAACAUAAUUAAUGCUUUAGAACUAAGAGAUAAGGAGGGAGUCACAGAGACUAAGAUUUCUGCUUUUGACGAGUCCUUUGCGCGUGAUUUUUGGGGCUCUAAGGACGUCGAGUGGACUGCUUGUAAUUCUAUUGGAGCGGUGGGGGGCGGAGAGGCUUAUAACAUGAAAUUCUAUUAUCUCCUUAAAAAGAUUCAGAGGGGGGAGGAAUGGUGUGUAGUGGGCGAUUUCAACGAAGUUUUGUGGAAGGAAGAAAUAGUUGGGGAGGGAGUCCCUAGGUUUACUAAAGGUAUGGAGGAGUUUAGAUGUUUUGUGAAUCAAAUGGAGUUGAUCGACUUAAAUUGUGUUGGAGGUAAAUUAACGUGGUUUAAAGAUAAUGGUAAAGCUCUUAGUAGAAUAGAUAGAUUUCUUCUAUCUAAAAAGUUUAUUGAGGAGUGGGAGGUUGGUGAACAAAUGAUUGAUAAAAGAGACUUUUCAGACCAUUCUCCUAUUUGGUUAGGUGUGGGAAAGCUUGAUUGGGGCCCAAAACCGUUUAGGUUUAAUAAUGCGUGGUUUAAACAUGAAGGUUUCAAGGCAUUUGUGGAGGUGGAAUGGAAGAAGUUGAUUGUAACGGGAAGGGGCGAUUUUGUGCUUUAUGAGAAAUUGAAGAGCUUUAAAGAGAAACUCAAAGGGUGGAAGAAGGAGGUUUUUGGGUGGGUUGACCUUAAGAUGGAGGAGGCAAGGGAUAAUAUUAACAUGUUGGAUAUGGUGAUAGAGGAUAAUAUGGGUGGCAACAAUGAAGUACCGGUUCAAGCUAGAAGAAAUGUGUCGGUUGAUCUUUGGAAUGGUAUGCAUUUAAAAGAAUGUAUGCUGAGACUCAAGUCGCGUAAUCUUUGGUUGAAGGAGGGGGAUAGGAACACUAAAUUUUUUCAUAAUUCUUUUAAAGAGAGACAAAGACGUAAUUCUAUCACUUCUUUGGAAGGAGAGGAGGGUAGAGUCAAAGGAGUUGCUAAUAUCAAAGAGGAGAUUCGUGGUUAUUUUCAAAAUUUCUUUAAAGAAGAAGACUUUGCUAGACCGGUUCCGGAAGGCCUUUGUUUUAAGAGGUUGGAGGAAAGUGAAGUGGUUUGGUUGGAGAGAGAUUUUUCUGAAGUUGAGAUCAAGGAGGCGGUUUGGUCUUGUGAUGGUGAUAAAAGUCCCGGUCCGGAUGGAUAUUCGAUGGAUUUCUUUAAGUUAAAUUAG